Messenger RNA from Botrytis cinerea B05.10, 1526 nucleotides. RefSeq lists its product as hypothetical. The coding region runs from base 178 to 1344 and encodes 388 amino acids. The record is from RefSeq and is a predicted model, not a curated record. The transcript is spliced from 3 exons. NCBI's taxonomy places the organism in Eukaryota, Fungi, Ascomycota, Leotiomycetes, Helotiales, Sclerotiniaceae.
GAUCGUUGCACACAGCAUUAACAUCAAGUCCGUUGCACUUUUUUUUUUUAAUAAUUCUACAAAAUGUAACCGCAACAAAAAUACUACAUCCAGUACAUUAGUAGCUUAAUACUCCAGAACAUUCGUUUGGUCAUUCAUAUAACAAUAAGAAUUAUUACACUUGUAUACAUUGAAAGAAUGGAAUUUCCCAAGCCUUUCAAUAUGUUUUCAGUCCUUGCCAUCAAUCACAUUUACGACGAAGACGAAGACGAAGACGAAGACGAAGACGAAGAUGAAAACGAAAACGAGUUGGCCAUCCAGUCCGAACCACAAGUCUUAUGGUCACCGAAACGUACACCGAGAAACACUCAUCACUACUGCUAUAGACAGAAGCAUUCUGUCGCCAAACUCCCCCCUUUUCUGAGAAUACCACGCGAGUUGCGAUGGACGAUUUUCGACGAGCUUGUCGCUUCCAUUACAGAGAUCGAAAUUAGCCCAUCAACCAUCGAUACUUUCCACGCUCUGCGUCUCACCACCAAAGGUCUCCGCGAAGAAGUUAUAGGAUGGCAGAGAAAGAGACCCGACAUCAUCAACGCGUUCCCCUACGGCUGUUUCAUCGCAUACCAAACAACAUUCAUUUUGAAAAUCGAUCAUCUCUGGAAAAAAGUCAUCAAGCACAAGACGGUUUCCGGAUCCCAUGUCACGUUCAAGAGCGGCCACAAACACAAAAAGCAGAUUCGCAGCCUGCCCGAAACAAAAGGUAUCAAGCACAUGACGAGAGAACAAGCAUGGUACAGUUUCUGCCGCACAGUGCAACCACGCCAUAUGGCAAAGAUGCAUCUCAAGUUCGAGAUUUCGCUACCAGAAGAACUGGAGCCCACAAGUCACGGCCACGGACUAAGCCAAGUUUCGCGCGAGGAGUUAUUCAACAUCCUAGCCGCAUCCAGAUAUCAAGAAGAAUCGUGGGCCUCGCAGCGACUGUACGUGCGCGGCACCAUGGCCCAACUCGCUAGCAUGUACGAGACGGAUACGCUUGCCCACAUUGGGGACGCAGUGCACAUGAUACAGAAAACGACAUUUGACGCCGAAAAGUGGGGAUUGUUUCGGGAUUCCCAGUGGGACGUUGACAAGUACGAUACGCUCUCAUAUCCAUUUGGGGCGACGUAUUGGGAAGAUGAGAAAUACAGGAUAUAUGAGAAGAGGAGGGAUGGGACGGACGUUUAUGAAUAUGGUGGGAGGGUUAUGGAGGCGGUGAUUGCAUCGGCGGAGGAGAUCCGGAGGGGUCCGCCGUUUGCAUCGCAACCUUUUUUUCCCGCUCCUGUGAAUGAGGAAGAGACAUAUGUGCUCGCGACGGGCUCGUUAUAGGGCACAGCAUGUUUGUGAAGAAAUGGAUGGGAAUUGGAUUAUAAAUAUCCAGUCGUGGAUUAGAAUAAGCAAUAGCGUUCGUUGUUGGUGUCUGCUAGCGAAGGUUCUUCAAAUCUUGUAAUUGGGUUGAAUACUUUACACCUCAGCAUUGAGAAUUGCAUCCCUAGUUUGAAAAAGAUACA